ACGAAACGCUACCUGACAGGACUCACUCUGGGAGAACGAACCCCUCUCUACUUCAGAAAAGCUCUCGCCGCCUCAUGUUAACGCGGGUCGCGGGACUCUCCGUUAAUAUGGCGGAGGACGACAGUUUACAAAGCCAAACAGAAGAUUCUGAGCCAGUCGUCAAUCGGUGGAUCCUGGAUUACUACAUCUUUCGGGCGCUGCAGUGUUUUGAAAGGAGUCAAUACCAAGAGUUCUGUUCCGUCAAGCUGCUGCUGGACCAGCUCCUAACACGUCCUGUGGAAAACAGUGGCAGCAUCCCCACAAAGAUUCAAGUCCUGCAGUUCCUCUCCUGGAUAAAUAACCAGGACAAUGAUGUGGUUUUUGAGCAAGUCACUUCUUUGGAGUCAGCCCUAUUGGUGCUGGAAGAUAUGAAAAAUGUUUGUAACAUCCCACAGCAAGAUUUCAAGAAGGUUUCCACUUCGAUUAAAGAGUUGAUUGUGGGAAUUUCCAUCAAAAGCAACAAGUUUGACCAGGCAAAGGAGAUGCUCCAAAAGCACUUUCCUCAACCAGUGAUCGGCAAGAAGGCGAUAUUCAUGGGACUCAUCAAGCAGAAACGCAGGAAUCAUGAAGUCAUUGAGCAGAUCAACUUCCAACAGUUUAAGGAGGAGAUGGUGGCUUUUUGCCAGUCGCUAGUUGCCAGUUGCUAUUUUGGCAUUCCCUUCCUCUGCAAGGCUGCAAAAGAGCUCAUUGAUAGAAGAAGUAUGGAGCAAGACAGCAGAGCAGCUGGAGCUGAGGAGCAUGACCGUCUCAGCUCCUCCAGUAGUCAGCAACAGAGUACUGGCCAGGUAGCAGCACGUCACUGUUCAGUGAUCCAGCGCGUCAGGCUGGAAGCAGCCUACACUGCCCUGGCCGUCGGUACAGAUCAGAAAACCUUUGCUCAGUUGGAGAAUGAGGUGGAGAUGGAGCGGCAGGAUAGAGAAUUCUGCCUGAAACUUUCCCCCGAGUCUCAGAGACAAGGUAACGUGGACUUGGAGCCUGACGGGCUGUUUCAGAGGGACUCGGGCAGCCCGAUGGAAGCCUCUCCGGCAGACCAAACGGAACAAACAGACGUCGUUCCUGAAACACAAGUGGGUUCGAAGACGCCGCCUGUGCUCCGGAGCAGGAAGUGUUUCAGCAUAGCACGGCUGGUGGUUGAACCGGACAGUCAGCCGAGCUCCCACGCCACCGUCGCAUCGCAGCAAAAACAGACGGAAGUCAGAGGUGAAAAUCCCGCACCGCCACUGACCGCGUCCAGAACAGAAAGCCCGCCUUGCACCGAACAAGACAGCAAUGUCGCUAUAAACACACGGAAUAGUCUCCAAUCCCAGAGCAGAAGAAACCGGAGAGCCAACAGAGCUUCAACCAGUCGGUCUACAAAGUCACCUGACAGAGAGGAGGACUCUCUGGACUCCAAGGACAACCGAGAAGCACAAAGUGGUUCACCCACAGGACUCGAAGAACAGUCAUCUGCAGAUGGUGAGAAACAGCAACAGGAAGCUGAGGCGUCCUCUAAAAGGUCCCAGAAGAAACAUGGGAAACGACCAGCCAGGACUCCUCCAAGCAACGAUGGAAGCACUGCAGAUGACUUGCACAUCUCAGACUCGUCGCUGGAUGGUUCAUCCAGUAUUGUCCCGCCCUCCGACCCAGUCCCUCAGAGCAGCUCCACACCUCACAAGAAUCAAGAGCCUUCACGUUCCAAAUGGAAAACAUUGCUCGAUAAUGCAAUAGAGAGUAAGGAGACCUGGGAUGAGGAAGACACUCCCUUCACUUCCAAAAACAAAAGACAGAAUGAGAGCACGCUCAACAAUUCAGGCAACAAGAGGAAGAAGUGGACGGACAGUGAGACGAAGAAGCUGAAAGAAGGGGUGAAAAAGUUUGGAGAGGGCAACUGGAGCAAGAUCAAGUCCUACUACUCCUUCCAUGAUCGCACCAACGUGAACCUCAAGGACAGAUGGAGAACCUUGCAAAAGCAAAAAGGCGGCUUGAGCUGAGCCCGCUCCCAGAAGCGUUUAUUCCACAAUUUGUAACGACAUCAUGGUCGCAUUCAGUUUUUGUUCUUUUUUUGUGUGUGUGUGUGGGGAGGAGCAAUCUUUGACGAGAUAUUCUUGUUGUAAAUCUAGUUUGUUGCCUUAAUUAUAUUUGCAACUGUUUCAAUAAAUGGUUAUGGUUCAAUUACA
This is a messenger RNA of Salarias fasciatus (jewelled blenny), 2195 nucleotides long. It is a transcript of the gene terf2, whose product is annotated as telomeric repeat binding factor a. Lineage: Eukaryota; Metazoa; Chordata; Actinopteri; Blenniiformes; Blenniidae. The transcript is spliced from 13 exons. Gene Ontology annotation, cellular component: shelterin complex; chromosome, telomeric region; nucleus. The record is from RefSeq and is a predicted model, not a curated record. Gene Ontology annotation, biological process: telomeric D-loop disassembly; negative regulation of telomere maintenance via recombination; protein localization to chromosome, telomeric region. The coding region runs from base 75 to 2009 and encodes 644 amino acids. Gene Ontology annotation, molecular function: telomerase activity; double-stranded telomeric DNA binding; G-rich strand telomeric DNA binding.